CCGGACAUUGUUUCGUGUAGUUGUUGUUGUUUGUGUCCGCUAAGGCGCUUUACGGACCGGUUAGCCACUUUGCUUUGCUUUGCCCUCGCUGCGUGUGUUCUUCGAACUUCCACCCCGUGAAACGUCCCCACUCCCGCAACAAGCUAGCCAACUGAUUUAGCGACGCGAAAACCUCCACUAACCCGCGAAUCGGUCGUCACCAGCCAGGCCGAGUUAAGAUCGAGCAGAUUUGAAUGCAUUUGAGCGAGUUGACUAUGAAAAGCGCUGCGUGAUAACGAGCGUUAACGCGUUGUUCGAGAGAGGGUGCUCAUACGCAACUUUCGAAAAGAUUCUCGCUGCUCAUUGAUUCUGCUCAAGAUUCUCGCUGCGCAUUGAUUCCGCUCAAGAUUCUCGCUGCUCAUUGCUUUUCCGUCCCCUCACAAAUGCGCUACGCUGAACAGAAUCCGACUUUCAAGUGCUUCACUUCGAGGCCCGACGGCGAUGUUUGCGCGUGUCUUCACAAGUUCGCCGUCUAAGCGUGAUGACGCUCGAUCCGGAACAAGUGAAUUGGAGAAAGCUCUUUCAGAGCAGGACUUGAAGUUCCUUGGGGACCUUAUUGCUUGUCUGCUGCAGGGAUGUUACCAGCGCACUGACAUUACUCCCCAGGCCUUCAGCAGAUAUCUGGAUGACAUCAUCAGCUACAGGUGGGAGCUAGAAGAGGGGAAGCCCAAUCCGCUUCGGGAAGAGCCCUUUGAAAACCUGCCACCACGCACUCAGGUCCAACUGCUGCACCGUCUCUGCGAUUACCGUCUGGAUGCCGCCGAUGUUUUUGACCUGCUGAAGGGCCUGGAUGCAGACAGCCUGAGGGUAGAACCCCUUGGGCAAGAUGGCAACGGAGUCCUCUACUGGUAUUUUUACGGCACCCGUAUGUACAAAGAAGAGCUACACAAGAGAAAAGCGGAGAAAAUCAGUGAAAACCCAGAGUUAACUUUACCGGAAAAAAAGAAAAGAGGAAGGCCACCAAAGAAGAAAAGAGGAGACGACGCCGAGCUAAGUGAGGCAGAAAGUGAAGAGAAUACAGAAAAUGGAAUGGAUGAUAUACCUCCUGCUAAAGGUCAUAGGCGGGGCACCUGGUCUCUCGCGUGUGAAACGGAGGAACAGUGGGUCAACUUGGCAGAAAGCAUCAAGGAUAAACUGUCGCCCCAAGACCGCCAUCUCUACCGCGUCAUCAGCCAGAAUUUUCUGCCGGAGAUACGCAGCAUGAUAGAGCACAAGGAGCGUGAGCAGAAACAGAAGCUUGAGGAUCCAACUCCAUACCGUGCAUCACAAUGUUGGGCUGAAAAACACACCAACCAAGAGGCGGUGGACAAUGUGAAUGCCACAGCUGAGUUGGAGAAGAGAGAAGAUGAAGAGCUAGUCAGGCAGGUCCUGCUGACCAAGCAGCGGCGAGAAGAGGAACGGCUUCAGCAGGAAGAACGGCAGAGAGAGAAAAUGGAGAAGAUAAAAGCUGUGGAGGAGCGGGCAAAGAGACGUAAGAUGCGAGAGGAAAAGGCCUAUCUGUUGUCAGAAGGAAGAGACCUCCCACCGGAACUUCUGAAUUUAGAACCUUCUUCGCCGGUCCUUAGAACACGGAGUACUAAAUUCUAUGACAUGGAAGAGGACUACACGGGUUUAUACAAAGUGCUGGAGGCCUUGAAGGCCCAUAAAGAUGCCUGGCCUUUCUUAGAACCCGUGGAUGACUCCUAUGCCCCCAAUUACCAUGACAUAAUCCAGACUCCCAUGGACCUUUCCACCAUUGAGAGGAAACUCAAUGAUGGAGAGUAUGUUGCUAAGGAGGAGUUUAUUUCUGACGUGAAGCUCAUAUUUAAAAACUGCAUUGAGUACAACGGAGAAGACAGUGAAUACACCGUGAUGGCAGAGUCUCUCGAACGCUGUUUUAACCGGGCCCAAUUAAAACACUUGCCAUCAGAGGAGGGCGACACUGAUGAAGAAUUCCACAUCAGCAAAGAAGACAAGGAGCGCAAGGAGAAAAAGCGGCAUCGAAGCAGUAAACAUUUGGGACCUGAAAGUUUAAUCAAGGCCACCGAGGAGGUCCAGCGUAAACGAAGUUUGCAGGGAGGCAAAGGCCAAACGCCAUUGGGGGGCCAGGUCGGCAAGUCGGUUCGACCGCUUCCGCUUUCACAUUGGGGCUUUCCUCUGAGCCAACAACACCAGCACGAAGGAGAGACCCGGGGCGUGUACCACCCAGGACAACAGUUACAUCGUCCUCCUGGACCCCCUGGUCCUCAUGGUCUGCGCGUGUAUGCUCAUAGAAUGGGCAUGGAUCCCCGUUUUGCCUACCCGGGUCAUAUUCCGAGGCAUGGAGACCCCGACUUCGAUCAUUUGCCUCACAACUUUAACAUGCAGCAUCACAUGGGCCACAGGUAUCCAAUGGGCCCCGGUGGUCACCGGCAUCUUCAGCAGCAGCAGCAGCAGCACCCUUAUAUGGGUCCAACCCAUGGCCCAUCUCUGGGCCCCCGUCCAAUGGGCCUUCAACUUCGACCUCCUCCUGAGGCCAGCAUAUACCCGUCCCACUACCGUCCGGAGAGCCACGCGAUGCACCCGAUGGGGAAGCAAUUAUCACGGCCCGAUGGGCCUCAGCAGCACGAUUACGCAGGCUUGAGGCAUCCUGGUAUAGGACUGUCUAACAUGUGGACUAGUUUGAAUCACCAGCGUCUGGAGAGACCCAGUGGAAUUCACAUGCAAGACCCUAGUGUGCUCAGCCAGCACAACUUGACUUACGGAGGGGUGCCGCCUCCGGUGGGACAUAAGCCGUGGCCAGAAGCUGCCGGAUAUCCCCAACCUCCUCCCAAUGCCCAGUACCAAACUUCCGCAGCUGCGGUCAGUUCCCCGGGCCCCAUGCGGCAACGCCCCCCCUUAACCCACUCGGACUCCUCCACCAAGCCGCGGGUAGCCUCUAUGUUGGAAAGUCCAGAGAUGCUAGCUUUGCAGCAGCUGUCGGCCUCCUCGAGGCCUCCUGUUGGCUCCCCCCAUCGGGACAUGUUUCACUUUCAACAGUCCAGGCCUCCAUCAGGGCUUGGCAGCAUCCCAACGGAUCCCUCUCAGCCACCCCCAUCCCCUGAGGUUCAGCUGCUGCAUCCUACAGGAGACAAUGGGCCAGACAGCCGGUCUCCCCCACAGACGCGCGUUCAGCCCAAAGGAACGUCAGAAAACCAAAUGGCUGAUAAAGAAGACAUUUCCAACGAACUUCCUUCAUCUGACAAGAUUGUUUCAGUUGACCAAGAGCACCCAUCCGUUCCUAAAGCCACUCGAGACCACAGUGGGCCAGCAGAGGGACUACGCAGCCCUCAGAGACCUCAGAAGACUGUGUCUGAACAAAAACUGCUACAGAGUGGAAAAGAGGCCCAUAUGCAGGAAGGAAAUGGACAACUUCAAAUGAACGGUUCGCUGUCCUUGCACUUGGAUGCUAGUAAAAACAAGAGUUCUUAUCCGCCCAACACUGCUCAGCCUGCACAGAGCAGUCCUCUCCAGAGCCUUGCACUUGUCCAGCAGUGUGUGUCUGAAAGCGACUCUCCGCGUACGCCGGAUGCACGUCAGCAUAAUGAGCUGAAUGUCCCAAAACAUCAUCGGCAAUGUCCAACCCAAGAAACUCUAGAUGGAAGAGCUCUAGACCACCAUCAGAACUCUCCUGCACAGAUGCGCCUGAACACAACGCAACUGCAAACGUCACAUAUCAUUCGAAGCACGCAGAGCACCUCUAUGCGUGGCAUGUCAUAUGGUGUCUUACAGAGAGCCCACCCUGGACCCCCUCUCACCUCUCUGCCCCCCAGCCACCCUGCUCCACACUUACCCUCCCAGCCAAGCCCAGCAGAGCAUGGGGAUCAAACGCCCUGUGAGCCUACAAGUCGGUUGGACACGGAAGGUCCGCACGCAAUGAAAUUUGGGCCUUCGAAUAGUGCUUCCAAGCAACAGCAGCAGGCAUUUAGUCCAAGCAAUCAUCGAAGCCAGAAGGUGAGUAGUAAUGCGGGUAUGCAGGCAGAAAGAGUGCCGGCGUCUGUUCACAAUACAACCGCGUCUACUCAUUCCCAAGCUCAGGUAAACGGAGCUAUGGGUUCCUACGGCACGGAGAACCUUCCGCGUCCACAGUAUAGCCAGACAAGCAUGACCGGGCCCAUUUCUCAUUCCGCUCACCACCUUUAUCACAACCAGACCCUCAACCCGCUCCACAAUAGCCAAGACCGCUCCAGCUAUCACCAGCAACAGAGAACCGCUUAUUCGUAUCACAUGCCUGGCCCUCAACUUCCCCAUAUCCCCGCAAACAUGUAUCCGCCGCCAUUCCCGCAGGAACACUAUUAUAACCGACCACAGGCCCCUAACCUUGCCAAUAGUAGAGGGGGUUAUCCUCCAGAGGGUUGGCAGCGAUCUCAACAGUCCAUGCUGCCUACUCCCUACCUGCCCGCAUCCAGUGCCAAAGGAAACAGUCAGGCCAAUGACGCUUGCGUGUCACCGACAUGCUCGGAGGGCUCCGCUAGUGUGAGUGUGUUGUCCCCCAAAGCUGCUCCGCUCCUCGGAGGCUUGGAGGAGAGCAAGUGGGAAGGCGGAAACGGCGGUAGUGCCAGCCCAGCAAAGCGCAGUCAUACUAAGGGGAACUUGGAGCAACCUGAAAGUCCAAAAGAAAUCCUGGACCUUGAUCGCCACAACGCCGCCACCCGCCAUCGUAGCAACCAGCCCCUCGCCUCCACGUCACAUAUUCCUCACGGCUUCAUGUAUGACCGUCGCACCGUGCACCUGGCAAUGCAGCCGGGUGCCGCCUCGCCCUCCCACAGUGGAGUUGGUAAUGGAGCCCUUUACCCUAGACCUCCAUACCCAGAUCCAGGGCCAUAUGCUGUGCAGAGACCUCACCCACACCUGAUGGAGGCCCUUCAGCGGCCCCAGCACUUGCCUCUCUCCCCUGGUCAGAUGCGCAUGUCCAUGUACCCUCGCUCUGGUGGCCACUUUCAAAGCGUGAUGUUUCAGCAGAGCGGCUUUGCAUCCGAAAACUUCCUACACCCGGGGCAACCGGUGAUGACUGCACCAGGCGGCGCGAGCAGCAAACAAAUGAGUGUGACGUGCUUCGCAUCACCAGAGCAUGACGAACGGAAACUAAAGGAAGAGGUGGACUUGCUGACCCCACUGACAUAGGCUGCAGAGGGCACUAUUUACAGUAUACAGCAACUUGAUCAGUUUUGUUACCUGGGCUUCUGGUUUUGGUCGGACUUUUUUCUGAUUUUGCCAGAAAAAUCCGAGUACUAAAAUCCUUCUACUGAGCCCUUGCGAUCAAGAGUGUCGAGGUUGCGGUCCUUUUGAGAGCAUCGUCCCGACGUCAACUUGGAUCUUCCGGUCAAGUGUCUUUUACCACAAGGCCGCUCGGUGCCCGUGAGAACACAAUCAGAGCAGGGAUGGAUUAACUGAACACAGGAGCAAGCCUUUUCAUAAUGGUGCUGUUCUCUACUGAAUCGCAUCGUUAAACCUCAGGUACUGUAUAAAGAAAGGCGAGAGGGUACAGUGGGACUGUCACUUUGACUCAAGACAACUUACAGGUGCAAUUGUCUUGGUUGCGUUUGUGAAUGUAGGAGUGAAUGUUUAGAGGAUGAGCACAUUAGCUGAGACUUGUGAAUCCUGAAGAAAAUACAUCCAUGAGUGUGGUUGCACUUCAACGGCUUCACGGAGGUUUAGCCUUAAUGGCUGUAUUUGGCAAACCGUUGAAGACUGGCAAAGAUGGCACCGGUUGUAUUCGGAUUGUACCCGACUUCAUUAUGCACUAUGGCUUUGUUAGACUAAACCUCCUGAAAUUGAGUGGCCUUGGAUAGUCAUCGUUUUCCCUCAACCCUUGUUCACGUACAUGUACGAAUAGCUAUGAAUCCGUUAGCGAGCCCCUUCUGUGAAGAGAUUUGUCUAAGGUAACAUUUUUCUGGUAUUGCGUCCCGCUCGCCGUUACAUAUUGACAGAGCGAACAUCAAAUGUGACAUUCCACCAAGUCUCGGCCCCGUGUGUUGACUUCUUCUGUAAUUCGCUUGCUCUUCUCAGGGAUUCCACUUUAUACGGGUAUUUUUCUGCACUGUUUUGACGGAGGUGCAGCUAAAGGAAACCUCAGUUCCAUGUGAAGUUUCACUCGUGAGAAGCCUGUUUUCGUUAAGUGGCUACGAUUGAUCUUAAAUUUCUUGUCUCAUUGCAGUUUAUUUUAUAUAACACUGGCUUUAUUCAUUUUGAGGGUGUUUGUUGUUGUUGUUGUUGUUGUUGUUGUUUUCCCCCCACCACCAUCUCACAAUGUGCUGAAAAACACUCUUUUUGGCGGCAAAUCAGUCUACCUCAUUGAGCCAGGUAAUCUGAGGAUUCUAAAUGGUCCCGUGAGUCAAUUUGUUUUUGUGUUACCAACCUUGGCAUCUUUUGUAAAAGUUGUCAUGCCGUGCCAACUAAUGGUGCUUACUGAUCUACCAAUUACAAUCAUGAUUUAAAAUGAAUCUCACUGCAUGCUAAAUUAUAGCUUUAGCUCAAGGCUAUGUGAUUGUACAUGGUGUUGGUGUAUUUGUUUGACUUUACCGGCACAUUUCUGCGAUCUGCCAGUCGUAUACGUUUGACAUACAGUGGGUACGGAAAGUAUUCAGACCCCCUUAAAUUUUUCACUGUUAUAUUGCAGCCAUUUUUUCCUCAAAGUACACACAGCACCCCAUAUUGACAGAAAAAAACCAAAUUGUUGAAAUUGUUGCAGAUUUAUUAAAAAAGAAAAAUUGAAGUCUCACACAGCCAUAAGUAUUCAGUAUUUAGCAGAAGCCCCCUUUUGAGCUAAUACAGCCAUGCGUCUUUUUGGGAAUGAUGCAACUGCAGUUUUUCACACCUGCAUUUGGGGAUCCUCUGCCGUUCCUCCUUGCAGAUCCUCUCCAGUUCUGUCAGGUUGGAUGGUGAACGUUGGUGGAAAGCCAUUUUCAUGUCUCUCCAGAGAUGCUCCAUUGGGUUUAAGUCAGGGCUCCGGCUGGGCCAUUCAAGAACAGUCACGGAGUUGUUCUGAAGCCACUCCUUUGUUAUUUUAGCUGUGUGCUGAGGGCCAUUGUCUUGCUGGAAGGUGAACCUUCGGCCCAGUCUGAGGAGAGAGCACUCUGGAGAAGGUUUUCGUCCAGGAUAUCCUUGUACCUGGCCGCAUUCAUCUUUCCUUCGAUUGCAACCAGUCGUCCUGUCCCUGCAGCUGCAAAACACCCCCACGGCAUGAUGCUGCCACCACCACCACCAUGCUUCACUGUUGGGAGUCUAUUGGACAGGCGAUGAGCAGUGCCUGCUUUUCUCCACACAUACCGCUUAGAAUUACAGCGAAAAAGUUCUAUCAGACCAGAGAAUCUUAUUUCUCACCAUCUUGGAGUCCUUCAGGUGUUUUUUUUUUUUUUUUUUUAAGCAAACUCCAUGCGGGCUUUCACGUGUCUUGCACUGAGGAGAGGCUUCCUUCCGUCCGGCCACUCUGCCAUAAAGCCCCGACUGGUGGAGGGCUGCAGUGAUGGUUGACUCAGCCACAGUGAUCUUUGGGUUCUUCUUGACCUCUCUCACCAAGGCUCUUCUCCCUCGAUUGCUCAGUUUGGCCGGAUGGCCAUUUCUAGGAAAGGUUCUGGUCGUCCCAAACGUCUUCCAUUUAAGGAUUAUGGAAGCCACUGUGCUCUUAGGAACCCUAAGUGUAGCAGAAUUUUUUUUGUAACCUUGGCCAAAUCUGUGCCUUGCCACAAUUCUGUCUCUGAGCUCCUCAGGCAGUUCCUUUGACCUCAUGAUUCUCAUUUGCUCUGACAUGCACUGUGAGCUGCAAGGUCUGCUAUAGACAGGGGUGUGGCUUUCCUCAUCAAGUCCAAUCAGUAUCAUCAAACACAGCUGGACUCCAAUGAAGGUGUAGAACCAUCUCAAGGAUGAUCAGAAGAAAUGGACAGCACCCGAGUCAAAUAUAUAUAGGAGUGUCACAGCAAAGCGUCUGAACACUUAUGGCUGUGAUAUUUCAGUUUUUCUUUUUUAAUAAAUCUGCAAAAAUUUCAACAAUUCCAUUUUUUUUAUGUCAAUAUGGGGUGCUGUGUGUACAUUUAAUGAGGGAAAAAAUGAACUUAUAUGAUUUUAGCAAAUGGAUGCAAUAUAACAAAGAGUGAAUAAAUGAAGGGGGUCUGAAUACUUUCCGUACCCACUGUGGUUUGGCAGGAAUACAACAUUUAUAGCACCAGCUACCUAUGUUUUAUAUAUUGAUGGAUGAUCAAUAGGAAAAACACGAGCUUAAAGGAGUUAUGACUUAAUAUUCUAUUCAAAUUGUGAAUUGUCUCACUGCAGUGGAUCUAAUUGGGGGGGGGGGGGUUGCUCUGAGGUCGUGUAUUCACUUCUGUUAUCCAAUCUGUAAACAAGUGUUUUCCAAGGCUACGUGAGGUUGCGGGUGGUGUCUUGCAGUGUACAGGUGUGGGUGAGUGCUUUUGUGUGCCCGCGUUUUGUCUGUUAUGCAGAAUUGACGCCAGAUAUCUGCAAGUCGCUCAUUAGUGAAAACCAUUUAGAUGUGAAUUAUAUUUAUUUGCUAUUUUACGAAUGUUUGUACAUUUUCGUGCUUGUUAAUGUAAAUAUGCUGUCCAUGUCUUUUUUUAAUGUCACAUUGUGUGCGUGUAUUCUUUACCUGGCGUUGGCAUUUGAAAAUAAUUGCUUGUCAAGUGGUGUUUACAAGUUUUUUUUGUUUGUUUUUUACUUGAAUGACAAAGUAGAUUGUUUGGGAAAUUGACUGGAGUAUUUUCUAUACUGUACAUUUUGAAAUAAAUCACUUUCCUCAAAUUAAA
This is a messenger RNA of Phyllopteryx taeniolatus (common seadragon), 8792 nucleotides long. Its product is annotated as chromatin remodeling regulator CECR2. The record is from RefSeq and is a predicted model, not a curated record. Gene Ontology annotation, cellular component: CERF complex. NCBI's taxonomy places the organism in Eukaryota, Metazoa, Chordata, Actinopteri, Syngnathiformes, Syngnathidae. Gene Ontology annotation, biological process: chromatin remodeling. The transcript has 19 exons. Gene Ontology annotation, molecular function: protein binding. The coding region runs from base 481 to 5160 and encodes 1559 amino acids.